GGUGGCAGCUUUGUGCUUUAUAGUGUCUUCCUCCUGGGAGGGCUGGAAGGUUGGGACGUUCUUGCUGUCCCAGAGUGGAGGCGAAGGUCUGGGAGUGUUUCGAGGAGAAGGGGAGGACAGCCGGGAGGCGUGUUCCCCUGGAGUUUUCUUUUUCUUGCAAGCCUUCGCGCGCGCGCGCGCGUACAGUCAUCCCUUUAGUCUGGCGAUUGCGGACGGGCGGUGGAGAGGCUCCGUCCCACUCGGUGGCCGGAGGCUGGAGGCUCGGGAAGACCUCCCCGGAGGAGCCGUGCCCAGGAAGCUUUCCGAAGCGGAGGCAGCUGUGCUUCCCGGGCUGCCGCGGCGUGGGAGCCGGGGACAGCCACCACCCACCCUCGCCGGCUCCGCUUCCUCCCGCCCAGGCGCGGCGCGCGGACCGGGCAGCUGUUUGAGCCCGCCGAGCUCCACGGUGAAAAAAAAAAAAAAGCAAGUGUAUAAAGGAAAGGUAGUAAGAGACAUUUCCUCAAAUUUGCAUCACGAUGGAAACCUUUUGCCUCAAGGUGUCCUUCUGGGUAGCGCUGGUUGGAUGUGUGAUCAGUGAUAAUCCUGAAAGCUACAGCACAAACCUAAGUACUCCAGUGGAUGAUUUCACCACUUUUCGUGGGACAGAGCUCAGCUUCCUCGUUACCACUCAUCGACCCACUAAUUUGGCCCUACCUAGCAAUGGCUCAAUGCACAGCUAUUGCCCACAGCAGACUAAGAUUACUUCAGCUUUCAAAUACAUUAACACUGUGAUAUCUUGUACUAUUUUCAUCGUGGGAAUGGUGGGGAAUGCAACUCUGCUCAGGAUCAUUUACCAGAACAAGUGUAUGAGGAAUGGCCCCAACGCGCUGAUAGCCAGCCUUGCCCUUGGAGACCUUAUCUAUGUGGUCAUUGAUCUCCCUAUCAAUGUGUUUAAGCUGCUGGCUGGGCGCUGGCCUUUUGAUCACAAUGACUUUGGCGUAUUUCUUUGCAAGCUGUUCCCCUUUUUGCAGAAGUCCUCGGUGGGGAUCACCGUCCUCAAUCUCUGCGCUCUCAGUGUUGACAGGUACAGAGCAGUUGCCUCCUGGAGUCGUGUCCAGGGAAUUGGGAUUCCCUUGAUCACUGCCAUUGAGAUCGUCUCCAUCUGGAUCCUUUCUUUUAUCCUGGCUAUCCCUGAAGCUAUCGGCUUCGUCAUGGUGCCCUUUGAAUACAGGGGUGAACAGCACAAAACCUGUAUGCUCAAUGCCACAUCAAAAUUCAUGGAGUUUUACCAAGAUGUGAAAGACUGGUGGCUCUUCGGGUUCUAUUUCUGCAUGCCCUUGGUGUGCACUGCAAUUUUCUACACCCUCAUGACCUGUGAGAUGUUAAACAGAAGGAACGGAAGCUUGAGAAUUGCCCUCAGUGAACACCUUAAACAGCGUCGAGAAGUGGCAAAAACAGUUUUCUGCUUGGUAGUAAUUUUUGCUCUUUGCUGGUUCCCUCUUCACUUAAGCCGUAUUUUGAAGAAAACCGUGUAUGAUGAGAUGGACAAGAACCGAUGUGAAUUACUUAGUUUCUUGCUGCUCAUGGAUUACAUCGGUAUUAACUUGGCAACCAUGAAUUCAUGUAUAAACCCAAUAGCUCUAUACUUUGUGAGCAAGAAAUUUAAAAAUUGUUUCCAGUCUUGCCUCUGCUGCUGCUGUUACCAGUCCAAAAGUCUGAUGACCUCGGUCCCCAUGAAUGGAACAAGCAUACAAUGGAAGAACCAUGAACAGAACAACCACAACACAGAGAGGAGCAGCCAUAAGGACAGUAUUAACUAAACAGCUUAAGAAAUAUUAAUCAAUAUUCCUUCAAAGUCUGUUGAAGAGAAAAAAAAUCACGCAGCAACUGUGUUUCCAGAAAUCUUUUCUCCAAGUCUUCUCCCAUGAUGCAACCCCAACCCCAGAAAAAUGCUUUCCAAAACAUCAGAGGGUGGACUGGUUUAUAGUCACAAAUUCAAUGAAUCUUUCUUCUUUAAUUUAUCUAAUUUACAUAUUCUGCAUGUUAUAUUCAGCACCAAAAAAUGUUGGGAGUUAGCAGGGAGAAAGGAGACUGUUCAAUUAAACCAGAAGGAUAUUUGCUACUUUUGCAUGAAAAUAGAGUCUCCGAGUACUUAACAGCUUCCAUGGCAGUUCUGUGGAAUGUUCCAUGAGAACUGGUCAUAAUGAAAAUUUUGCAAUCUUGACAAGGUUUUCUUUUUUUUAACUGGCCAAAGACAGUAAGAUGAGGAAUUAGGUUAAUGUUUUUCAUGUCACUUUUUGUAUUUUUAAAACAUCAAUUCUCAAGCUGCAACAAAUACAGCCACUUAAAGCACAGACUGAUAUCCACAUGUGGCAGUUUAAUAGCUGCUAUUCAAAGAAUUGUUAAGAACCUAUAUAUAUAUAUAUAUAUAUAUAUAUAUAUUUUUUAAUGGUGUUUCAUUACAGGAGAUCUGGAGCAUAUUUUUAUGUUAAAUUUUAAAAUAAUGCUUGAAUCAAAUAAUUCUAUUUUUCGCAAGCCCAAUCUUUUUAAAAUGUAGAUAUUUUGUGUAAAACCAAUGCCAUGUACCAAAAUGUAAAUGUACAAAUCAUUCAACUAUACCCAAGACUUUCAGUGGAAUGUAUUGAAGUCUAAAGCACACUUCAUAGAAAAAGAUUGAAUCUUUUUUGAAGAUUUGCAAAUUUUCACUGAGACUUUGUUUUUUUGGUCAUAGUAACAUGUGUGUGUGUGUAUGUGCAUAUAGAUGUACAUAUACAUAUAUGUAUAAUGUAUAUAGAUGUAGACAUAUCUAUAUACAUUAUACACAUCACCUCAUAUUCUCUUGAUUUCUCUUAAAAUGUUAACUGGCAGUAAGACUUUUUUGGUCAUUCCCUUUUCCAUAUAAGAAACAAUUUCAAGGUGGCCAACUGAGUUUACCAUGUCAGUGAAAUAUAAUUAUCCCCAAAGGCCACCAUGAACUUACGGUUCUUCACUUCCCUGGGUUUCCAGUAUGAAUCGAAACACCUCCCCCACCCCUGCUCCUCACAUGGUCACCAUUUCAAAGGGCCCACAGUGACUUUUGCUGGGCAUUUUCCAAGAUGUUUACAGACUGUGAGUACGGCAAAAAACCUUUUACUGUGUGUAUAUAAAUAUAUAUAAACAACUGUACAUUUCUUUUAGCCAAUUUUUCUGUGAUUGUCUUUAUGGAAUAUACUUGUGUGUGUGAUAUAUGCAUGUGUGUGACAGUAUGUAUGGACUUAAUGAAAUCUAAUAAUAAUGCCCUGUAGUUGUACUACAGCACACACUCUGAGUGGGUGGAAUCUAGUGGUUGUUCAUCAUGACAACUGGCCUUAGUUUUAAUAUAUCUGUGUUCACAAUCCUUGUGACCAUGUUGCCAUUACAAAUGGAAUAUGAGAGGCAGCAUGAAAGAGGAUGCACCAUGGGUUGACAAUAGGGUUUGUUUAAUUGGUUGGUUGGUUGGUUGGUUGGUUGGUUGGUUGGUUGGUUGGUUUGAUAAAACAGUAUUUGGGGUUAUACUUUUUCCUGUGCUAGAGCAAAAAUCAUUCAAUUUUGAAGUAGUAUAUUGUCCUGGUUCCUCAACUCAAUGUGCUGAUGAGACUGACAAGAGGUCUGAUGUUUCUAUCAGACUUCACCAGAUAGAUUGCUGAUGAUAAAUUACCUAAGCUGAUUUUUUGGGCUAUAUUUUAGCAUAGUCAUGUAUAAAAUGAUAUCAGGUUCCAGCUUGUGCCAUUGCAGGCCUCCUCUAUGUGUGAGCAGUCAAAUUCCGUUACUAUACUGGUGAAUCACAUACAGUGAUAUAUACCUAUAAUAUAAGCCAUAGUUCACAUCGUUUUGUUUAGACAAUUGUCUUCUUUUUAAAGAUAUUUUGUCUCUUGCAUAUUAAAAAUGCAUUUUAUAAGUUCAGAGAGUCAUAGAUUUCUGAAUAAAACACAGACUUCAAUGUGCAUUUUAUUUAUGGACCAGUAAGUAACCAUGAUUUACUAACAGGAAUAGUUCCAAUUUCUACCUUUACCACAUCUUUCCAAGUAGAUAUGUAGAAAUGAGCCAGAAGCCAAGGCCCCUGCAUUGGCAGUGGCCCAUAAGUAUAAAAUAAAAGUUUACAGAAGA
Messenger RNA from Leopardus geoffroyi (Geoffroy's cat), 4104 nucleotides. RefSeq names its product endothelin receptor type A (gene EDNRA). The transcript is spliced from 8 exons. Gene Ontology annotation, cellular component: membrane. Gene Ontology annotation, molecular function: endothelin receptor activity. The record is from RefSeq and is a predicted model, not a curated record. The coding region runs from base 516 to 1799 and encodes 427 amino acids. Lineage: Eukaryota; Metazoa; Chordata; Mammalia; Carnivora; Felidae. Gene Ontology annotation, biological process: G protein-coupled receptor signaling pathway; enteric nervous system development; vasoconstriction.